Messenger RNA from Cryptomeria japonica (Japanese cedar), 2700 nucleotides. Its product is annotated as disease resistance protein RUN1-like. Gene Ontology annotation, biological process: defense response. Bases 1 to 2700 code for a protein of 899 amino acids. The transcript has 9 exons. The record is from RefSeq and is a predicted model, not a curated record. Gene Ontology annotation, molecular function: ATP hydrolysis activity; ADP binding. NCBI's taxonomy places the organism in Eukaryota, Viridiplantae, Streptophyta, Pinopsida, Cupressales, Cupressaceae.
AUGGGCGAUCCAUCAGAAGUUCCUUCCUCUUCAUCUUCAUCGGAUCACACCGAAAGCCAGCAGCAACUUGACGCGUCCAUCAAGCCGUACCAUGUUUUCGUCAAUCAUCGCGGACCAGAUGUCAAGGACACUUUGGCCAGCGCCAUUUACCAUUCACUCUAUCGCACUGGAUUGCAUAAAACUGGUGCAAAAAUUAUUCCUGUUUUCUACCACGUUCUUCCUAGAGAUCUUAUGGUCCUCAGAAAUGGGGAAGGAGUAUAUGCAGAAUCAUUCGUGAAGUUGCAAAGUAAGAUGGAUGGUAAGAAAAAGAGAUACGAUUCUAAACACAUUGAGGAAUGCCUGUGCGAAAAUGGAGCUUUUCGCUUUCGAAUAGGUAUGGACAUCUAUCGAAGCAUAAUGGAAGGACGGUUAUUACACCGAGAAGCAUCUUCUAUAGCCACAACACGGAGUGAGGAAUCCAAACACAUUGCACUAGAUAUUGAAACAGAUGUAGUGCAAAAUUCUACAGGAAACAAAAGAAGUUUUAAUUUGAUAGAUGGAGGAGUUGUUUCAAAUCGAAGAUUUGACGGAGCAGGAGAAACAGUUUUCAAAAUUCAGAACUUACGUGAUGAACAACAAAGGGAUGAAGGAAAGCUUGUGGAAACCAUAGUCGAUCUGGUGAAGGAGCAUGUGAGAAAGGAGCUGAAAAAGAGUGUGAAAGACUUGGUGGGUCUGGACGUGGCAGUCGAGGAUUUCCACUACUUUCUUUCAGAGCCAACGGAUGAAGCUGUUAAGAUUGUAGGAAUAGUUGGACCAGAAGGGUCUGGUAAAACUACCUUAGCUGAGGAGUUUUACUAUCGAUACCGAAAAGAUUUCGAUAGAUCCAGUCUACUAUUUGGUGUCAGAGAAGCCUCCAAACGAAAUGGAUUAGAAGCCUUGCAGAGGCAGCUGCUUAAUGACCUCACCAACACCAUUUGGGAAAUAAACAACAAGAGCGAAGGGCGAGAAAUACUUGCAGAACGUUUACAGUGUCUAAGUCGGCAGAGAUCGCUCAAGUUUCUCAUUGUUAUUGAUGACGUUGAUCAUCAUGAUCAGCUAGAUGCUCUACUGCUCCGGGAGAAUGUGUUGGGAAAUGGAAGUUUGGUUAUACUGGCAUCCCGUGAUAAGGCAAUCCUUAAACUUUCAGGAAUCUCACUGCAUUAUGAAAUGAAACCUCUGGCUAAGGAGCACGCUCGAGAGCUCUUGUGCAUGCACGCCUUCAACCAGGAGAAACCGAUUUGGGAAUUGGAGAGUGUGGUGGAAACAGCUGUGAGAAAGUUUGGCGGCUUACCUUUGUUUCUCAAGCUUAUUGGGAGGCAUCUUCGUCUAUACGGAGGGAACAAUAUAGAGUCUUGGAAUUGCGAGUGGAGAAUGUUUUGUGAACUCAAUGAUAUAAUGAAGGCUACUUUCAACGCUUUGAGCGAAGAGGAACAGCAAAUAUUCUUAGAUAUUGCUUGCUUUUUUCGGGGAAUGGACAAGGAGUCGGCCAUACGAAUAUGGGAUGGAUCAGGAUGGAGGGGUGCUCGUGGUCUGCAAAAGCUGGAAUACGGCUGUCUCGUGGAAAUCGACGAGAACAAUUGCCUGAAAAUGCAUGAUUCUUUCCGUGAUUUUGGGCGACAGAUUGCAAAAGAGCAACUGUGCAACAGUCCAGAGCAUCCUUGCGAAAACGCAAAAAUUAGAGGAAGCACUGAUGGCACAAAGGCCUCCCAUGGACAGAAAAGAAGCUACACCUUUUCUUCUGUGAAAAUAGAGCUUCUUGAUAUAGAUGGUGAUAUAUCUGAUGCUACAGUUACUGAUCGGUCAUUAAAACCUAUGUGGUUUUGUUGGAAAACUUGUCCAGCUUUAAGCCUUAGCGAUCAAUUAGCAGAUUUGGUAUGGUUUCGGUGGAGAAAUUUCCCUCAUGCGACCCUUCCUCCACUUGAAAUGAACAACUUACGAGAUUUAGAACUCGUCAAUGGAAAUUUCAAAAUACUUUGUGAUCCUGCCUUUAAGCAAACAUCGCAAUUGAGGGAGCUUAAUAUUAUUAAAUGCAGACAACUUGUAGCAUUUUCCCCAAGCAUAGGAUCACUAAAACACCUGGAGAAGAUGGUACUGAAAGCUGCACUUCAUCUGCAAGAUUUGCCGGAAGAGUUCUGCAAUUUAAAUGGCUUAAGGCACCUUGUGCUAAGACAGUGUGAGGACCUCACAAAGUUGCCUAAUGAUAUUGGGCGAUUGAAAAACCUGGAACACAUGUUUGAAGAAAUCACCAGUCUUGAAGAGUUGAUCUUUGAAAACUGUAAGAAGUUACUGAAGCUGCCAGCUCGAACCACUUCCCAAGAGUCUCUAAGAAAACUAAAUUUGCUUGGUACGAACUUGAUGGAACUGCCACAUGAUAUUGAGAAUUUGGGAAACUUGCAAUUUUUUUACUUGGAGAGUCCUUCCAUGACCAGUACACCGUCUCCACUAGGCAAGUUAGGAUGCUUGAGGGAGCUUGUGUUGUUUAAUUGCACGAUGCUGACCUCGUACCCUAAAUUUGUACGGAGAUUGGAACGUAUGCAUGUACCUGAGAGACAAAGCAGGGAAGAUGGAAAUACUCAUAAAGCUUUAUAUGUUUACAGUUCACGAGGCCAGAUCAGCGAUUCAGAUGUGAGAGACCACAUAGGUUUAACAUCCGAGAUGUCUUCUUUACUACCCAGGCAAUAA